GGGGAGAAACAGGGGGUGUGUUGAAGAGGAGGAGGAGGAGAGAGUCUGAGAAACAACUUAAAACAGUAAGAACUGCAGACAUUUGUGAGCACAUGGAAAGAGCAGCCAGAGCGGGAACAAAGAACAGAAGGAGAACUGAAUAAUCAGCAUCAAAAAGAGAUGGCGUCACUUUGCAGAAACGUGGCUGUACUUCUCUUUUUCGUCUCACCUCUAAUAGACUCCCACCUCUUUGCUCAUGCUUCUACAUCUUCCCCACCCAUUACUCGUAAACGGAUCACAUUCCUGAUUGGCCUGGGCUCAGAGACCGACGACACUGAUUUUGACGACCACAGCUCUCCACCUGAAGUGGUGCCCUCUGUUAAAAUUCCCCGUUUGUUCAGUGAUUUCGUCUGUCAGUACGACCCCUGCUUGGAGAAUCAGGAGCCCUGUGAUCACCUCAAAGCUAAAACCGGGUGCCUUUGCCCUGGGAGGAGUGGUGGGGACAAGCCUCCUCAUGCUCCACGCAUACAAGCACUGCUGCCAAUCACUGAGGGGGAAAACGCAGGGAAGAUAGAGGUGCAGUGGUGUGCUCCUCAAUCUGUUGUCUCCUCAUACAAGGUGAUUGUAGAGGGAAGUGACAAUGCUAUGGAUUUUGGGGAUGCUUUCCGGCGAGGUUUCGUGGGAUCUUUGGAAGUAGGGACGAAGGUUUGCGUGGAAGCAGUGAAUAAUGCAGGACACAGCAGUCCCUCAGACUUCUCUUGUAAGAGGUUCGAACGCCCUGAAUCUUCUGACCACAAACUGAUGGCUGGGGUCAUAGGAGGAGGAGUUGCCUUCAUUCUGCUUCUUGUUAUAGUAGCUGUGGUCCUCUGUAGAAGACAAAUGUGUCAAAAAGCAAGGCGGGAAUCUGUCAUUGGACUGGGAAACCCCUCUUACAAAGCAGAAAGAGCUUCAUGAUCCAGACAAGACGAGUGUGGGCAGUUUAAUCCAGUCAAGUUCAUUACUAAGAAAAGAUCAUUAGUUCUUUUGUGUGUCUUAUGACAAAACAUUGUUUAAACUCCUGUUUCAUGUUGUCUGCAUAUAAUUGUGCAAAAGAUCAAUGGAAUAUGACUAACUUUAGUUGUUUGCUGUUAGUAUUACAGGUUUGUUUGCAGGCAAAUUAACCUUUGUAGAAUAAUUUUACAGUAUUGCUGUUUUAUGGCUUAACUUAAAUAUUAAUUUUGUUUUUCUAGACUGUUGAGUGAGAUUCUUUUAAUAAAAUUACUUUUUAUAAAACUUA
Molecule: messenger RNA, 1255 nt
Organism: Girardinichthys multiradiatus
Lineage: Eukaryota; Metazoa; Chordata; Actinopteri; Cyprinodontiformes; Goodeidae
Product: LRRN4 C-terminal-like protein
Exons: 2
Coding region: 160-933 (257 amino acids)
Source: RefSeq, a predicted model, not a curated record